GACAGUUGAACGUUAGAACUUGGCGCGGCGUGUUGGCGAGCUUAACAUGCGAAUCGAAAUAGAAGCGUAAAAAAAUAAAUUUCAAACAUGGCAAAAACAAAUGAUACAACGGCGGAGCCGGAACCGGAGCCCAAGUUGAAUUAUAUGCAAAAACUAUGGCGCUAUCGUCGUUACAUGGUGAUCGAGCCCUUCUUCUUCUUUUACUUUAUGGCAUCCGUAUUCAACCAGGUGGCCAUGGCCAACUUCCCGCUGGAGAAGGCAUGCCGUGUCAACCUCGGCUAUAACAAAGCCACCUGCAUGGCCAUGUUGGAUAAAGCGGAACUGGACAUCGAUUGCGAUAGCUAUGAGUUCGAAAACACUACCGAUGGAGCCUCCAUGGAGCAAACUUUGCUGGACGUCUAUUCGACAGGCUUCAAUUAUACGGUCUGCAAGGCCGAAGUGGAGGCCCAGAAGCUUUCCGCGGAUGUUUCGGGCAAACGUGCGCCCAUAGCUGCCAUAUUUCCAUUGAUUGUGCUGCUCUUCGCCGGAGGUUGGGCGGAUAGAUACAACAAGCGCAAACCAUGCAUGAUUAUACCCAUCGUGGGCGAAGCUUUAAUGUUCACCUGUCUCCUAAUUUCGGCCAUUUUCUUCGAUAGUCUGCCCAUGGAGUUCGGAAUGUAUUUGGAGGCGGUUGUGCCCGCGGUCUGUGGCGGUCUGACCUUCUGUUUGAUGGCGAUCUAUAGCUAUAUGACAAUUUCCACACCCGAAGAGGAUCGCAUCUUUCGGUUUGGCAUCUUUGCUAUGUUUUUAACCGGAGCUCCUCUUCUUGGCGCCUUCAGUGGAUAUCUCUUCAACACAUUUGGCUACAUAAUUUCGUUUGCCUCCGCCGUUGUCUUUCAAAUUAUUGCCAUACUCUAUAUUGUAUUCUUCAUCAAGGAGAUCAAGCCAAAGCCCAAGACAUCUGAGGAAACGCCAGCUAACCAGAUGGAGGAUCAUGCUGCUGAUAAUAUUGCGUAUGAGCAAACCACCUUGGAUGAGCUGCCUGUUAGCAAGAAUGUUAACUUUCAAUUGACGCCACAUCUGGAGCCACCCAAAGUGGAGCCACCGCCUGUGCCUGUGAAACGUUCUUUGCUGAAGGAACUCUUUGAUCCCACUCUUGUGGUGGACUGCCUGCGAUUUCCGUUGAUCAAGCGAAAGAACAACGGACGCCUUCUACUACUUCUGCUGAUUCUGGCGUAUUUUCUUACCAUCGGUCCCAACGCGGCUGAGAAUGACUAUUGGUAUCGGUUCACCCUGAGGAAGUUGAAUUGGAAUGGAAAUGACUUCUCCAUUUUUUUGACCCUAUCCGGACUGGCGGCUCUAUUGGGUACUUUCAUAGGCACAGCCAUUCUUAGCAAGUUGCUCAAGUUCUCGGAUCCCUCUAUUGGAAUACUCUCCGCCCUGGCCAUAGUCUGUUCGCGUGUGAUGUUUUCUCUUGCCACUGACACCACGUCGUUCUAUGUGGCCUGCGUCGUGGACAUGUUUGUCAGCCUGCGAGUCAUUGCCAUCAAGACCAUUGGCAGUAGCAUUGUGGAGGGAGAUGAGCUAAGCAAAAUGUAUUCCAUAUUUGGCAUCAGCGAACCAAUUGGCCAAUUCAUAUUUCCCCCCAUUUACAGUAUGAUAUACCAAAAUACAGUGGAAUCAUUUCCAGGCGCCUUCUUUCUGUUUGGCGAAAUCUUCUAUGUGCCUAAUGUUCUAGUCUUUGUCCUUUGCUAUUUUGUGUUGCGUCGUCGGAAGUCCAAAGAGCAAAAGGAUUCCGUGGAACUGGCUCAAAAUAACGAAGGCAAUGGCCAAGUGGAUGCCGCCAAUGGCACAGAGAUUACUAGUCUAUGAGCCAAUUAGAAUUACUCUAUACGAAUCUUAACAUGCUACCUUUUCCACAUAGACAAACAUUGCAAAAGUUCUAUAUAUAACUGUAUAUAUGUAUAUACGCCACUUGCUAGAUUUGUGGUUUUAUUUUGGUUAAGUGAGUUAGGCUUAACUAAGCCCACGUCUUUGCUGCCGGGCAAAGGAAUUACUAGCCAUGUACUUGCGAUAAUAAUAACUUAGAGAGA
Drosophila navojoa is the source of this 2072-nucleotide messenger RNA. RefSeq names its product putative peptidoglycan muropeptide transporter SLC46. The record is from RefSeq and is a predicted model, not a curated record. Gene Ontology annotation, molecular function: transmembrane transporter activity. Gene Ontology annotation, cellular component: membrane. Lineage: Eukaryota; Metazoa; Arthropoda; Insecta; Diptera; Drosophilidae. Gene Ontology annotation, biological process: transmembrane transport.